UGAUAUACUUAUCAAAAGAUUUUUCGUGACUGAGCAUUUUUGGAAAAUUCGAAACGAUGCCACCAACUUCCAAUUGUUAGUCCAAAGAAAAUGGCAGCCACCACUAUCCGGUUGUCAUCAUACCUUUGUUGUUUGUUGCUGAUAGUGCAGGUGCACUCAGUCAAUCGAGACAACUUCAAAACAUGUGACCAGAGUGGAUUUUGCAAGCGACACCGAAGCUUGCAGCCUGGGAAUAGCCCGUAUGUUGUUUUGAUGGACUCGUUAAAAAUCACACCUACUCAAAUUAGUGUUCAAUUACUUAAUACUAAAACAAAUGUGCGACUUAUUCUGGACUUGUAUGGAUUACAAGGGAAUACAGCGCGAGUGAAAAUUAAUGAGCUGGAACCAUUAAAGACUCGUUACGAGAUUCCUGUCGGGGAUGUUCUGGUCGGGGAACCAAAACAACAGGACAUAAAAGUUUUGGACAAGGCCUCGAGUAGUAUAACACUGGGUCUGGAGAACAGCAAGAUUGUCCUCACGUACUCACCAUUCAGAAUCGACUUCAUCUCGGGAGAGGAACCAUUGGUCAGCAUCAACUCACAAGGCCUGCUUAAAUUCGAACAUUUUAGAAAGAAACCGGGCUGGCUGGACAAGGUGACUUCUGUUUUCUCAUGGUUUUCCCAACCUUUCAGAGAGGCACCGCCAGAGGAAGCCGCCCCCGCGGAUCCACCCGCUGAGGGAGAGGACAAAAAGGAGGAUGAAGAAGUGAAGAAGGAAGAAGAAGAGAAGAAGCCAGAGGACCCAGAGGAGUCAGGAUUGUGGGAGGAAACCUUUAAAUCCUUCCAUGAUCCUAAGCCCAAUGGUCCUGCCUCUGUUGGUAUUGACAUCUCAUUCCCGGGUUUUGAGAAUGUGUACGGAAUUCCUGAACAUGCUGAAAGUAUGGCACUCAAAACCACAAAAGACACAGACCCCUAUCGUUUGUUUAACUUGGACGUGUUUGAGUAUGAAUUAUACAAUCCCAUGGCUCUUUAUGGAUCUGUACCUGUCAUGUGGGCCCACAAUGAGAAGAGCACAGUGGGGAUAUAUUGGAACAAUGCAGCAGAGACCUGGAUAGAUAUCAGCUCCACAACAGCAGACAAGAAUUUCUUUUCUAAAAUUGCGGACCUGGUGAAGGGAAACACUGAGAUGGCCCAGAUGGACACCCACUGGUUUUCUGAGAGCGGGGUCAUCGACGUGUUUGUUAUGCUGGGUCCUCGCCCCAAAGACGUCUUCAAACAGUACGCCACUCUGACCGGGUCCACUGAGCUACCACCGCUCUUUGCAAUUUCCUAUCACCAGUGCAGGUGGAAUUAUAAUGACCAAGAAGAUGUUAAAAAUGUUGAUGCCAAUAUGGAUCUGUUUGACAUUCCAUUUGAUGUGAUUUGGUUGGACAUUGAACAUACAGAUGGUAAAAGAUACUUUACAUGGGAUGCUCACAAGUUCCCAGGCUCUAAGGACAUGCUGGAUGCUGAAGGAGCUAAGGGGAGAAAGAUGGUGACGAUCGUGGACCCUCAUCUGAAGCGAGACGACAACUACAAAGUGUACGCCGACGCUAAAAACAGGGAUCUGAUGGUGAAGGGCGGGAACGGAGGGGAAUACGAGGGGUGGUGCUGGCCAGGUUCCUCGAGCUGGCCUGAUUUCACUAACCCUGAGGUCAGAAACUGGUGGGCGUCAAAGUUCCAGUAUUCAGAAUACGAUGGCAGCACCCCUGACCUGUAUAUCUGGAAUGACAUGAACGAACCUUCUGUCUUUAAUGGGCCAGAAAUUACAUUUCACAAAGACGUACUUCAUCACGGAGGAUUUGAAAACAGAGAUGUACACAAUUUAUAUGGAUUUUAUGUGCAAAAAGCCACAGCUGAGGGAAUUUUGAUGAGAUCUAACAAUGAGCAGAGACCAUUUGUCCUCACCAGGGCUUUCUUUGCAGGGUCACAGAGGUUUGGUGCAGUAUGGACUGGAGACAAUAUGGGUGAAUGGUCACACCUUAAGGUGUCUGUACCCAUGUUACUGACCUUGAACUUGGCUGGAAUAACAUUCUCAGGAGCCGACGUGGGUGGCUUCUUCAAGAACCCUGACAAUGAACUGCAGACCCGCUGGUAUCAGGCUGCAGCCUUCCAACCGUUCUUCAGAGCUCACGCCCACAUUGACACAAAGAGACGAGAGCCUUACUUAUUACCCGAGGAGAACAGGAAUAUAGUCCGGGACGCCAUCCGUCAGCGAUACACUUACCUCCCUUUCUGGUACACACUGUUUUACCACGGCUAUCGUAGCGGCGAGACGGUCAUGAGUCCACUGUGGGUCGAGUUUCCUGAGGAUAAAAGCACAUUCAAAAUGGAUGAUGAAUAUUUAUUAGGAUCUUCACUUUUGGUCAAACCAAUCACAGAUCAGGGGGCAACUGGAACAACUGUGUAUUUCCCUGGCAAAAAUGAUGUAUGGUAUGACAUACAGACAUACCAGAGCUAUGCAGGUGCUCAGAACACUUACAUUAAUGCACCUCUUGGAAAAAUCCCCGUCUUUCAGAGGGGUGGAUCCAUUGUUCCACGUAAAAUGAGGGUGCGGAGGUCCUCCUCCUUAAUGUCAGCUGAUCCCUUCACUUUGGUUAUAUGUCUCAAUAAACAGGGUGAGGCUGAAGGAGAUUUAUAUGCUGAUGAUUACAAAUCAUUCGCUUACAGAAGUGGAAAUUACAUUCACAGAGAAUUUAGCUUAAAAAAUAAUAUAUUAACAAGCAGUAAUGCAGAUCCAAAUGGACAAGGAUCAACGAAAGAAUGGCUAGAAAAAUUAGUCAUUGUAGGAUUUCCUAAAGCUGCAUCCAGCGUACAUAUUACAGUUGAUGGGAAUUCCCAGUCUCUAUAUCAUAGUUAUGACAGUACAAGUCGAGUUCUAACAGUCAGAAAGCCUGGGGUUAAUAUCGCUAAAGAUUUCACCAUCACCAUUCAGUAAAAAGCAGCCUCAUUAGUCCAUAUUAUCACCAAGGAGCCAAUCAGGAAUUGUGUAACAUUUCAAAGCUCUGAAUUUCAUUGUCAUCUCUCUAUUUUUUGACCCCUCACCUCACUUUUGAAUCAAAUGGAUGUUUACUUACAAUUAGUGAUUAUGUUUUUGUCUUGGAAUUUUGUAUGAACAUUUUCCAAGGAAUUUAUGUUUUUCAAAAACUAUUUGAUAAUGCAUUUUUGUAGAGGCAAUACCAAAAAAUUUUACAGUAUUUUGAUGAUGGCAUUUUACAAUAUUUAUAAAGCUACAUCUCAUAGUCGGAGAAGAAACUUUAAUAAGUUUUCUAUUCUGAAAAUGGGAGGGGAUUUAUUUAUUAUAUUCAUAGUACAAUCUGAUUUUCAUCAAUGAUUUUAGUAACAAAUAUUCAUAUCCAAAGAAUAAAAUUUAAAACGAAAGAAUCAGUGAUAGAUUUUUGGAUUUUGAACUUUUCAUCAGGAGAGUAUACCUACAUGUACUUAUACUUUAUAUGUUUAAAUGUAGAACAUUCCAUGUUUGUUAGUUUGCUUUUUGAUUGACAUUUAAUACAUUGAUUGCCUAAGAAUUACAAUCUGUAUUUAUUUGAACUUUCAAAAAUGUUUUUGGUCCAGAUAACAGACAUUAGGAACCAGUGGAAAUUAUAUAAAUGUAUAUACCCAAAAAUAUUUAUAAUUAGGGUUUUAAAAUGAAUUAAAUGAAAAAAAAAAUUACAGUAUGUGAAAACAAAUUUUAGAGGGCAAAUCUAUGAAAAAGUCUAAAGUUACCUCUUUAAAGGAAAUGCAAUUAAAAUGUUUUUAAAAAUAUUCUAAUUGCAAGUUGUUAACAAAUAGCACUGUUGAUUUAAGAGUAAAAACCUUCUGGAAUAAUCCUGCUUUGUUACAUUCAAAAGCUGACGUCAAGUAUUACCGGUAUGUAUACUUCAGACUUUUUAUAAAUGAUUAGUUAUAAAACAGAGCACCCCAAUUUUUCAAAAGUCCUCUGAUAUUUUUGUCAUGUGAUGAAAAUAUACCAUUUUUUUUCUAGAUCUUUAGUUAAAAUAUAUUAUGUAUACAUCUGGUCAGAAUGACGCUUUUUAUGUUUGUACCAGUGAUAUUUGUAUAUAUAAUUAUAUGUACUGAGGUUGGAGAAGAGCAAGAAAAAAUUAUGAUUGCCAUCAUUUUUACAACGUGUACUAUUUAAUCUCAGAUUUUAGAAAUCUGAAAAAUCAUUGUUAUCUGGAUGGGGUAUCUCCAUUUUCGCUGGGUAAAGAUUAAUUUUGUAUUUACUGUUGGCAUUGUGUUGUAUAUCCAGUUUUACGCAUUGUAAAGUGCUGUCUAUAUUAUUGCUGAUCAUAUAAGUGCUAUGGCUCUAAUUACAAAAGAAAAACUAGAUUAAAAAUAUUGAGCAGGUUGAAAAUUUGUUUUUCAUAUUAUAGAUAGUUUAUGAUUCAUAUUAAAGUUAAAAUGAAAAAAAUAUAUUCCUCAUUUAAACCAGAUUGGGGUUAGAAAUAUGAAAUAUUUUGAUAGAGUUAUUGAUAUAGAGUUGAUAUAUUCAUGGAAAGUCACAUGUUGUGACUCUAUGGUUGUACGCGGUUUUAAACAUUGGUCAAACAUGUUGCUUUCUAAUUAUUUUCAAAACUCUUAGAUUUAAGAACUGCUAGACAGCUCAUUUUCUUAUUGAAGGGGGAAAUUGCAAUACCUGUUUGCAUGUAUUAAAUAGUGCAUAAGAUUGUUCUGAUAAAAGGUGGAAAAUUAAAAAAAAAAACAGCAAACGUUUUCUUUCACUGACUUAAAAGAAAAGAAGAA
Molecule: messenger RNA, 4763 nt
Organism: Saccostrea cuccullata (small rock oyster)
Lineage: Eukaryota; Metazoa; Mollusca; Bivalvia; Ostreida; Ostreidae
Product: neutral alpha-glucosidase AB-like
Exons: 22
Coding region: 91-2955 (954 amino acids)
Biological process (GO): carbohydrate metabolic process; N-glycan processing
Molecular function (GO): alpha-glucosidase activity; carbohydrate binding
Source: RefSeq, a predicted model, not a curated record